CCUUCCUAAAAGCACCUCUAAUCAUUAAUCAAGCACAAGGAGAGAAAGCAUUUCAGAAAAGCCCCACCAUGUCCCUUGACUCCCAAGACUCAACUUCUCCUUCCUUCAACAGGGACUGGUUCUUCCCUUCACCUUCCUUCAUCCACCAAUCCACUCCUAAACCUCCUAAACCUCACCGCAGAUUCUCCACUGCUUCCAAACAUUCUCCAGAUUCCAACAUCUCCAAUCCGCCCUCGUUUCGUUCAUCACCCUCUCUCUCUCCCACCACCACUUCUAAAUAUGGAAGACUUCGCCGGCGGGUGGAGUUCCCUCGACCACCUGAAAAAUAUUCAAUACAACACCAAAAUGACUCCGUUUUGGACCGCAAACCUGUUGUUUCCAGUGAGAAGAAGCAGUCUACUGUGAAAGUUUCUUCUGGGUCAUUGGGCCUUCGGGUCAGAGUCCGAUGGAAUUUGGCCAUUACAGUAGCUAUUGUGAUUACAGCUUUGACUUCAUUAGUGCACAAGAAUUUUACUCUACAUAACCAAGUAAUUGUUUUGCAGGAUCAAAUACUGAAACUAAAUGUUAGAUUACGAGCGUGUAAUUUGUUAUCCAAUGUAGAUACUUUUGAUUCAGUUAUGCAGGAGCUUGAUGAUAUUGGUUAUGGUAGUGAUAACGGGUUAAAGAAUUUGGCUUUGAUUGUUUCAGUUACGCUCUUGUCUAUUCCGGUUCUUGCUUUCAAGUACAUUGAUUUUGUAUCGAAAUCCAGAUCAUCGGAUAAUGUUUCGGAAGAGGCAUUGUUGAAUAAGCAGCUUGCAUAUCGGGUGGAUAUUUUUUUAUCAGUUCAUCCAUAUGCCAAGCCUUUGGCGUUGUUGGUUGCGACAUUGCUGGUUAUUUGCCUUGGUGGAUUGGCGUUGUUUGGUGUGACAGAUGAUAAUUUAGCGGAUUGUCUUUGGUUGUCUUGGACGUUUGUAGCGGAUUCAGGCAAUCAUGCUAAUACCGAGGGGAUUGGUCCAAGGCUUGUUUCUGUUUCUAUUAGCUUUGGUGGGAUGCUUAUUUUUGCUAUGAUGCUUGGACUUGUGUCUGAUGCUAUUUCUGAGAAGUUUGAUUCAUUAAGGAAAGGAAGAAGCGAGGUGGUUGAGCAAAACCAUACUCUAAUUCUUGGCUGGAGCGAUAAACUAGGAUCACUGCUGAAUCAACUUGGAAUAGCCAAUGAGAGUUUGGGUGGAGGAAUUGUAGUAGUGAUGGCUGAACGAGAUAAAGAAGAGAUGGAAAUGGAUAUUGCUAAAAUGGAGUUCGACUUCAAAGGAACAUCUGUCAUAUGCAGAAGUGGGAGCCCCCUAAUUCUGGCUGACCUAAAAAAGGUAUCUGUUUCCAAGGCCCGUGCAAUAGUUGUGCUUGCUGAAGAUGGAAAUGCUGACCAGAGUGAUGCUCGUGCAUUGAGAACCGUCUUAAGUCUUACAGGAGUGAAAGAAGGUCUAAAAGGGCACAUUGUGGUGGAGCUAAGUGAUCUUGACAAUGAGGUUCUUGUGAAACUUGUUGGUGGAGAUCUUGUCAAAACUGUUGUAGCUCAUGAUGUUAUUGGCCGCUUGAUGAUUCAAUGUGCUCGGCAGCCAGGACUUGCACAGAUAUGGGAAGACAUACUUGGGUUUGAAAAUUGUGAGUUUUACAUCAAAAGAUGGCCGCAGUUGAUCGGCAUGCAAUUCGAGGACAUACUAAUCAGUUUUCCCGACGCUAUACCUUGUGGGAUCAAGGUUGCUUCUUGUGAUGGUAAAAUUAUCUUAAAUCCUGAAGACUCGUACGUUCUUCAAGAAGAUGAUGAAAUCCUUGUCAUUGCGGAAGAUGAUGAUAGCUAUGCUCCAGCAACAUUACCUACGGUCAAAGAGGCAUCAUUCAUGCACAUUGCCCGACCUGCAAGAAUGCCACAGAAGAUUCUACUUUGUGGAUGGAGGAGGGACAUUGAUGAUAUGAUUGUGGUGUUGGAUGCAUUUCUAGCACCCGGUUCAGAGCUCUGGAUGUUCAAUGAUGUUCCUGAAAAUGAGAGGGAAAAGAAGCUCAUUGAUGGUGGUCUAGACUUAAGUAGAUUGGAAAAUAUACAACUUGUCAAUCGAGAGGGAAAUGCGGUCAUAAGACGUCAUUUAGAAAGCCUUCCUUUGCAAUCUUUUGAUUCAAUUUUAAUUUUGGCUGAUGAGUCAGUGGAAGAUUCAGCCAUUCAAGCCGACUCCCGAUCUCUUGCCACAUUAUUAUUGAUUCGUGAUAUUCAGUCGAAGCGUCUCCCAAUGGUGAACCAGGUUCGCAGAGGAACCUUCUCUCAAGGUUCGUGGAUUGGGGAGAUGCAGCAGGCUUCAGAUAAAUCUGUAAUAAUAAGUGAAAUUCUGGACCCAAGAACUAAAAAUUUAUUAUCCAUGUCGAAGAUCAGUGAUUAUGUUUUAUCAAAUGAACUUGUCAGCAUGGCAUUGGCCAUGGUUGCAGAAGAUCAACAAAUAAAUGAUGUAUUAGAAGAGCUCUUUGCAGAUGAGGGAAAUGAGCUUCAAAUAAGGCAAGCAGAUCUUUACCUCAGUGAAGGCGAGGAAUUGAGUUUCUAUGAAGUGCUAUUACGAGCACGACAGAGAAGAGAGAUAGUCAUUGGUUACCGUGCAGCUAAUGCUGAAAAGGCUGUUAUCAAUCCGCCUGCCAAAAGUGAGAGACGUAGGUGGUCACUGAAAGAUGUAUUCGUGGUAAUUGCAGAGAAGGAAUGAGGAUGCAGUUCUUCUUCAUCCCCUGAACAUGAUAUUCUUUGAAAAAAAUUCGAUGGACACCGAAGAAACCAACAAUAGGAAGUGUUCAUUAGUUUCUGCCAGUCUGAAAAAAGAAAGAAAGAAAUACUACAGAUGUACAGUCACAUCUAGUAUAUUUCUUGUACAAAAACUCAACCUCAAAGUGGAAUUUUCUCGCUACCUAAAUAUGAAAGAGCUGUAACGUUUCCCAGGACGUGUUUGGAGCACUAAAUUGAUAAGAAGGCUCUACUGGGCGUGAAACAUUUGUGAUUUGCAAGAAUGAUGACUGAUAGCACAAGGAAUGAAUAGCUUCAAGGUGGCUUCUUGCUUCGCCGAAGCAUGUUAUAGCA
Messenger RNA from Populus euphratica (Euphrates poplar), 3085 nucleotides. RefSeq names its product ion channel CASTOR-like. Gene Ontology annotation, biological process: monoatomic ion transport. The transcript is spliced from 12 exons. NCBI's taxonomy places the organism in Eukaryota, Viridiplantae, Streptophyta, Magnoliopsida, Malpighiales, Salicaceae. The record is from RefSeq and is a predicted model, not a curated record. The coding region runs from base 69 to 2717 and encodes 882 amino acids.